CUCAUCCCGCCCUAGUUUCAACGGAUGGAACAAAUUUCCAUUGUUUCAUCUGAAUCUGAUCUUCUCCGCUCCCCUGCUCAUCCGUAUAGCAGCGCUGUGAUACACAUUUCACAGCUGCAGGAAAUAUAUGUAAGAGACCCGGUCAAUCGACAGUUGACUAAAUUGCCUCGACAUGAAUGAACCCCUAUUUGACCGCGUUUGGCGCUGAGAAGCUGAGAUGGGGAGGCUGAGUGAUAGCCGGACUCCUGACCAAGUUGCCGUGAUUGGCCAGAGCUCAGGCACUUCUCCUCUUCCCGACCAGGCCUUACAAACCCCUACGCAAUACCCUCCUUCCCGGCGAAGAUGUCUCUGCUACGGAGAGGAUUCGCAACCAUGGCCUCAAUCAAGAAGCCAGGCAAAGUCGUGUGCAUUGGCCGCAACUAUGCGGACCAUGUUGCCGAGUUGAACAACCAGAGGCCGAAGCAGCCAUUUUUCUUUCUAAAGCCGCCAUCCUCAAUCCUGCUUCCAGGGGCAGGCCCUAUCAUCCGGCCCAAGGGAAUUGACCUUCACUAUGAAGUCGAGCUGGCUCUCAUCAUCGGCAAGCAGGUCAAAGACCUGAACGCCGAAGACGAGAGCUCCGCCUUUGCUGCCAUCGAGAGUUAUGCCAUCAGCAUUGACAUGACCGCCCGAAAUGCCCAGAAUGAGGCCAAGAAGAAGGGGCUCCCCUGGGACAUUGCAAAGGGCUUCGACACGUUCCUCCCGAUCAGCAAAGUCAUUGAGAAGUUGGCUCUUCCGGAUCCUCACAAUGCCGAGAUCUACCUGACAGUCAACAACGAGGUCCGUCAGCAGGAUUCGACCGAGCUGAUGCUCUUCAGGAUCCCGAGGCUCCUGAGUGAUAUCUCCAAGGUCAUGACUCUCGAGCCGGGCGACAUCGUCCUGUCAGGGACGCCUAAGGGCGUUGGGGCGGUUGUCCCUGGCGACAUCCUCCGUGCUGGCAUUAGGGUCAAUGGCAAAGAAAUCGAGGAGGGCAAGAUCGAGGUCGGGGUUGAGGAGUCUACGGGUGCUUAUGAAUACAGCGAGACAUGAGUACGGCCCCUGUCCAGGUUCCUACGUCGGGCUGAGAUGCUGGCCGCCAACUCAAUUGUAUGUUGCAUAGAAAGUACAUAGCUGUAGAUAUAUAGACAAGAUACACCAGCUCUUGCUUUGAGCUAGAAUUACUGCUUGUUGGGGUCCUGAAUGGAUCCCGGCUUUGGACACCAGUCAGCC
This is a messenger RNA of Phialemonium atrogriseum, 1245 nucleotides long. RefSeq lists its product as uncharacterized. Gene Ontology annotation, molecular function: acetylpyruvate hydrolase activity. The transcript is spliced from 3 exons. Gene Ontology annotation, cellular component: mitochondrion. NCBI's taxonomy places the organism in Eukaryota, Fungi, Ascomycota, Sordariomycetes, Cephalothecales, Cephalothecaceae. The record is from RefSeq and is a predicted model, not a curated record. The coding region runs from base 343 to 1065 and encodes 240 amino acids.